Molecule: messenger RNA, 2460 nt
Organism: Paraglomus occultum
Lineage: Eukaryota; Fungi; Glomeromycota; Glomeromycetes; Paraglomerales; Paraglomeraceae
Source: the annotation of a GenBank genome assembly
AUGUGGCUGGAAGAGAUUGAGGAAGAUAUGUGUCUAGCUAAAAACCAAGAAAAGACGCGUCAAAUAACGCAAUUGUUCGAUUGGGCAUUACAUGAUUUUUACUCUAUCAAUGUAUGGAAACGAUAUAUCGACUUUGUGACAGAUAAACACAUGGAAGCUCCAUCAUCAUUCACUCUAGAUGAAGUUCGAGCUGUGGCAGAUCGAGCCAAAAACGCAACAAAAUUUCACAUUGCGCAAUCUCAUAUUGUAUGGGAUACGAUCCUAGACUUUGAAGAGAAACUGCUCGAGAAGUUAGGACCUGUUUCAGCGCAGUUGGAAACAGUUCGUACUCUAUAUAUCGAAUAUCUAGAUGUUCCCCAUUCUAUGAUCGAUACUACUUGGCAGAGAUACUCUUCGUUCAUUACUAAAUAUUUCAGUGCUGAAUACGAAGCUCGCAUGCUGGACGGUAACGCAAAAUAUAGUGAAUCGAAAAAAGGGCUUAAUCAACGAGAGGUGUACGAAGAUCGAAUAGAUCAGUCGCUCCGACGUUCUGAAGACGCACUAUCUCACUUUCAAGCUUAUAUUGACUUUGAGAAGAGAAACGCGCAUUUUGGUAAGAAGAAGAAGCAGAGUUCUGCGGAUGUCAAAUCUGAAAAACGGAAACAAUUUCACAGGACGCGAUUUUUAUACGAGCGAGCCGUCGCAAUAUACUACACAGAUCAAAUGUUAUGGGACGAUUAUAUUGUUUUCUUAAUUGAUAACAAUGCUAAUACUUCAGAGACAUUCUCAGUCACCGGCCGGGCCAUAAUGAACUGUCCAUGGGCUGGCGAUCUGUGGUGUAGACAUAUUAGGAUGGCUGAGGAGUUAGGAAAAUCGCAUGUCGAAGUUGCUAGAAUAUGGGACGAGGCUUUUGCAAGGGGCAUGCUUAAUAGUGUUGACACCAGUAUGGAACAAGUAGUGAAGGUUCUAAUAGCAAAAUGUGACUACGAAAGACGGAGAAUUUAUUGGACAAGUGACGAUGUAGCGGAUCAAGUUGCGAGAUUGAUUGUUACAUUCGAAGAAGGAUUGAAGAUGGUAAACGAUGGUGACCCCUAUCACAGAAUCGAUAAGUAUUACAUUCAAAUCCUGACACACACCAUGAAUGACAUAGGGAAGGCACGUGAGAUAUGGGAAAAUAUGGUAAAGGUUCACCGAGAAUAUUCCGAGCUUUGGUUAGAGUAUGCCGAAUGGGAAAAGGAGCAGAAGAAUUUUGAAGAGGCGCGAAAGAUAUACAAGAAGGCUGUGAAUGUGAAUUCAGACUGGCCAGAACGCAUAUUUGAUGCUUAUGAGACAUUUGAACAUCAUUUCGGUAGCUUGAAAGAUUUAGAGACAGCUCUUACUCUUAUCCGUAAGCGGGCUAAAGUGGUUGCUGACAAGCGAUCUAAGGACGCUCAGCAGGCUCAAGCCAAUAAUUCAGAGACCACACCUGUUGACGUAAGCAUGAAGAGGAAAGUAGAACACCUCGAUAAUGACGAAAGUGCACCAGCGGCUAAGAGAAGUAAGGGUAAAGAAUAUGCAAAGGUGAACAGAAGGGAUAGAGAACAUGCUACCGUAGUCAUUGAAAAUCUUCCUAGAGGAAUCAAAGAAGGAGAAUUAAAGAGCUUCUUCGACAUCUGUGGAAAGAUAAGGGAAAUAAACAUAUACAAAGAAGACGAUGACACAAUUUCAGCUCAUGUGGAAUUUGUUGACAGAGACAGCGCCGCUGCAGCGUUGACCAAAGACAAAAAGAACAUAGGAGGUCAUGAGAUAACAGUAUACGCAGCGGAUUGCGUUUUAUAUGUUACGAAUUUCUCUGAGGAGAUUGACCGACCUGCGCUAAGAUCUCUAUUCGAGAAAUAUGGUGAAAUAGUCGAAAUGCGCUACCCCAGUCAAAUAUUUAAAAAGCCUCGGAGAUUCUGUUAUGUGGAAUACAAGGAACCAAGAGCCGCCCGUGCAGCGUUAGUGCUCGAUGGCUACGAAGCUACACCUGGUCUGCGACUAAAGGUAGUUAUUUCCAAUCCCGAUCGACGUACGGAAAGAGGUCAGGCCAAUCAGUAUGAAAUUGUCGUUCGUAAUCUCCCCGCGGUGGUUGAAAAGAACGAGUUGAUGGAAUACUUUCGCGGAGCUGGGCAAAUUGUUGAUGUGAGGAUUCCAAUGACAAAAGAUGGUUUGUGUAAGGGGAAAGCUUUUGUCAAGUUCUCAACGGUCGCUGAAGCACAAACUGCUGCCACAUUGCUGAACGAGACAGAAUUCAAAGGCUGUUUGAUUACGGUGGAUCAACUUGGAAAGUCACAGAAUACAGACUCAAAAAAGACCGAAGCGAAUCGAUUUGUAAAAAAGGAAUCAAAACAAGCGUCGGCAGCAGUGAAUAAGUCAUCCACUACUAUUACUUCUUUUAUGCCUCGAGUUGUGAACAAGCGAGGACAAAGCGGCAAAGGGGGUAGGCUUGUAAUGAAAACGUGA